CAGAGUGCAGUUUUUGUAUACUUGCACUUUGCAAGGAAAGAAAAAUGGCAUUCCUGGCGCUCCUGGUGUGCAGCCUGCUGGUAGCCUCAUCAUAUUCACAGAACAGCUGGCCAAACUUUGGAGGUUAUGGUGGUGGAAGACCUGGAGGAGGAUAUGGUGGUGGAACCUCUGGAGGAGGUGGAGGACACAGCGGUGGAAACUCUGGAGGUGUUGGAGGAUACAAUGGUGGAAACCCUGGAGGGAACACCGGAGGAGGCUCUAAUACUGGAAAAUGUACAUGCAAACUGAGUUGUGUAGAUAAACUAGUCAAGAGCGAUACCGCCAAGUGCGAUGCCGGAUAUACUGCCAUGUCUUGUUCCUGUGGAUCGGGUUGUGGAUCAUACAACUUCAAGGGCUCCGACGUGUGUUUCUGUCAAUGCAAAAACAUAGAUUGGACAAGUGCCCGCUGCUGCAAGAUGGUCUAAUAAUGUCACCCGGGUGUCACCUUUAUUUCGCUGUUUAACACAUUAAUUCAUUUUUGCUAACAAUAAAAUACAUUUUAGAAAAUA
This is a messenger RNA of Bufo bufo (common toad), 548 nucleotides long. RefSeq names its product trihydrophobin-like. The transcript is spliced from 5 exons. The coding region runs from base 45 to 464 and encodes 139 amino acids. Gene Ontology annotation, cellular component: extracellular region. NCBI's taxonomy places the organism in Eukaryota, Metazoa, Chordata, Amphibia, Anura, Bufonidae. The record is from RefSeq and is a predicted model, not a curated record. Gene Ontology annotation, molecular function: hormone activity.